Humulus lupulus (European hop) is the source of this 390-nucleotide messenger RNA. RefSeq lists its product as uncharacterized. The record is from RefSeq and is a predicted model, not a curated record. The coding region runs from base 1 to 390 and encodes 129 amino acids. The transcript has a single exon. NCBI's taxonomy places the organism in Eukaryota, Viridiplantae, Streptophyta, Magnoliopsida, Rosales, Cannabaceae.
AUGGCCACAAGGAAUUGUGAUAACACUUCUCAUCAUUCCUCCAUUGCCUUGCUACAAGAGAGGUUUCGGCAAUUGCAGAGAGCUAAGGAGAUGAGGGAAGAGAAAGAGCUUCUAAGAUUGUUGUCCGAAUCGGAGAGAAGUAAUCCAACGAAACGCUACGAGCCAGCAGGGUUUUCUUUCCGCUCUGAGUCUCUACUUCCUCAUAAACAAACUUCUCAUCAAAGCUCUGUCUACCACCUUCAACCAAACUUGCAAAGCAAGCAUGGUAAUCUUCAAGCCACUGAUCACACCACUUCAAUCAUUGGAAACAUUACCUCCACAAGUGCAGCCAUGAACAAUAGAACAUAUAAUUUGGAUGGUUCAGAUGUUGACACUUCUCUUCACCUGUGA